UAUUACUUCUGUAGUUGCAGAGUUCAUUUGAGCGCCAGUGGAAUCGAAAAUGCAUUUUGCAUUUGACUGUCGCUUCAAAGAAGUUUUGUAAUGGUUGCAUUGCGCAUUGUCAAGAAUCUAGCUGAAAGCAUUAUUGCCUUCAAAUGAUAAAAAUCGCACGAACAACAGCUAGAUAGAUUUCUACAUCAUAAAACAUCUGUCUGGCAGAAUCAUAUAGGUUCUUAGAACUUGAAUAGGUUAGUACUUUGCUAUCGAUAUUUGCCUGAGUCAUGCGUCAUACACAAGCUAUAUAAAAAAUGGUGUGUACGAUUUAUAAGUAGUCUUCGAUAACGGUACACGAACGAAUGCCAACGGCCAAAGUUGUAUUUGCAAAUGGUGUCCCACUAACGUCUGUUCUAUGCGUCAAUUGCUCAGCGAAGAUUAUACUACGUUUUGGCUGUCUCUUUUAUUAUCGGUGACACAUUUUGAUAACAACGAAUGUUAUCUGAAUUCGUAUUUAUAUUGUAAACAAAGCGAGAAAUCUUUAUACAUACAUGUUAAUUCGAAUGCACUAUUGUGUAAUUUGCUUUUUAAAUUAAAAGAUAUUUUGUCAAACAAAGCAAAAUCAAAGCUAAUUCAUCUGCAGUAAACGUCCAUAAUAGUAUAGUUCAGGACACAUGCAAGGGAGGAAAGUUUCACGUGGGGCUGAUCAAUACAAGAGUCGGGACGGCGACCGGCUGUCGGCGGUAUAACGUGGCACCCUAAACACAGCUGAUUCUACCGGGAGGGUUCGUUCACCCCUCGCCCCGCACUCCUUACAACCCUCGUUUACUUUCCAUUUUCUAGGAAACUCACUAAUGAUUGCGAAUUUCCUUACUCGUAUAUUUUUUUAUUCGAAGGCCGAGACAUUUCGAUUAAACGGAUCUAGACGGCCAUGGUUAUAUUUUACAAUAAUUACAAAUAUGUACUCACGCAGAGGUGGUAGUACUAUAGACAAAACCAGUUCAUACGGAUUAAAUACUCAGGCUGUAAUGGAAGUACGAGAUGGAUAUACAGAAGAGCAGCAACAACAGUACACUAAAUAUCUGAAGAAGUUGAAAAAUGAAUUCGAUGAACGAUUGGCGAAGAAACCAACAUUUAAAGUAUCAUUUUCCGAACUAGAUCGUGUUAAGACUUUAGGUACCGGAGCAUUCGGUAGAGUUAUAUUGUUAAAGCACAAAACCAGUAGCAAACUAUACGCUAUGAAAGUUUUGGAAAAGGAAAAAAUAGUUAAGAUGAAACAAAUUGAUCAUACGUUAAACGAAAAACGUAUUCUUGAAGCUAUAAGAUUUCCAUUCACGGUCUCCAUGGAAUUUAGCUCUAAAGACAAUAGUUAUAUUUACUUUGUGAUGCCCUUUGUGCCAGGAGGAGAAAUGUUCACCCACCUUCGUAGGAUGGGAAAGUUCGAGGAGCAAUUAGCAAAAUUUUAUGCAAGCCAAGUAAUAUUAGCUUUGGAAUAUUUGCAUUUCUGCCAUCUAGUCUACCGUGAUCUGAAGCCUGAAAACAUAUUAAUAGACAAAAAUGGUUAUUUAAAAAUAACCGAUUUUGGUUUCUGUAAAGUAUUACAGGGCCGUACGUGGACUCUGUGUGGGACGCCGGAGUAUUUAGCUCCAGAAUUGAUAUUGAGCAAAGGAUAUGGUUUUUCGGUAGAUUGGUGGUCAUUCGGAGUUCUUCUUUACGAAAUGAAUGCAGGUUUUCCUCCUUUUUAUGCCAACGAGCCUAUGAAAACGUACGAAAAAAUUGUUGCUGCAAAAUAUAGAUGUCCCUCGUGUUUCAAUGCUGAUUUGCGAGAUCUCAUUCGCAACGUGCUGCAGACUGAUAUAACCAAGAGAUUCGGAGUAAUGAAGGAUGGGGUCAUGGACUUUAAGAAUCACAAAUGGUUUAAGGGAAUUGAGUGGGAGGCUAUCCUCAACUGCCGCGCACAACCGCCAUUCGUACCCAAAUACAGAGCUCCAGGAGAUACUAGCAACUUCGAGAGGUAUGAGGAAGAGCCAAUAAAGCCAGCAAACCAUUGUCGAUAUGAAUCAGAAUUCGCUGAUUUCUAAUAAAACUUACGAAUACCUUUUUUUUACCUUUUAACUGAUUCAGACUUGAUCAUCAACAUAAAAAUAUAACUUUUAUUUUUAUAA
This is a messenger RNA of Plodia interpunctella (Indianmeal moth), 2147 nucleotides long. RefSeq names its product cAMP-dependent protein kinase catalytic subunit alpha-like. The record is from RefSeq and is a predicted model, not a curated record. The coding region runs from base 837 to 2063 and encodes 408 amino acids. Gene Ontology annotation, biological process: protein phosphorylation. NCBI's taxonomy places the organism in Eukaryota, Metazoa, Arthropoda, Insecta, Lepidoptera, Pyralidae. Gene Ontology annotation, cellular component: nucleus. The transcript has a single exon. Gene Ontology annotation, molecular function: ATP binding; protein serine/threonine kinase activity.